AUGCAACCGUCCGAGUACGAGAUUCAGCGGGAGGUGGAGGCUCUCCGUGAUCUCAGAAGGCGUUCAACAGCUGGCGGACCUGGUUCGCUUAUUCUGGACCCAGAUCUUCCCAGUGCUUCGUCUCAGACAUCGCCUACGACUACGUACUGGCCGACCGCCGAUGACUCUAGCAGCAGCUCAUCUCACGAAGAGGGUAGCGACAAUGGGGCAACAGGCGGAGACGAUCCGUUCCAUCUGUUCUGGGUUCCGGCUCGCCUUCACCCAGAGAUUGCACCUGCCGAGUUCAGACAGUUUCUCAAAGAGCACGCUCGAACGCCAUCUGACGAGAGCGGCGCCUUGGGGCGAUCGCUCUCGAGCGGCUCAAUUGGCUUGGGGCGCAAGAAAUCCAUGCUGAGCAGGCAGUACAAACCGUCUCCAAAUGAUGGUAUUGAGGAGGAGAAGGAGGAAACGGUUCUUCCUGUCAGGAGGAACAGAACAAGUAUCUAUGCCUCCGUACCACAGCUCACAAUCAACGACCUUCAGAAGCUAGAACAACUAGCCGAGGAAGCAUCGAAAAGUGAUGAUCCCUCCAAGCUGCGCAGUGUCCUUCGAAGGAGCCUGAGUCUCAACGUCGCUCCAUCAGUCAUUGACCAGAUGGAUGAUAUGCCUGAUCUCGGCGACGAUGCAGACUCGCCCAUCGUCAUCCCUCGUCCAAAUCAGGCUCUACGUCGUUCUGCUCGUACGAAAAUCCGCAAGCCCGGACAAACAGGGGAGGGAGCGCACCGGUUUACGGCUACCCGAAGUCGGCGAAAAUCUAUCAGUCGUGCAAAUACUAUGCAGGAUCCUCGAAGCUCUAGUGAGAUGUCCGUCAGCGAUCAUGGUCACGCCGAGUCCAGUCGGCUAUCCCAAACAGAAGACGUCUCUGAAGGGCCCUUCUCUCAACGGCCCGAGUCGUAUAGCGAGGAGGCCCUAAUUUAUGAUGCGUAUGCCACAGAGGACACCGAUGAAUCCGAGACACCAAUUCGAACGGCAUCACCUGAGCAAUCUGUCGAGUCGUCAACGUCUCCACCCUCUACCACAUCCCAUGCAGAACCUGAGCCUACGACAACAUCUAUCGCCCCGGAGCCGGUUCUGUACCAUCCCCAGCCACAGCGAGCCGUGGCACCUGACGUACCAGAGCCUCCUGCUGCGUCGACAUCCCCCUCUCCACAGCCACAGCCCCAACCCAGCCCUGUCCUUACUCCUGCCAGUACGCCCUCUUCUAGACCAUCUUUACAGGAAUCUGCGACCUACCUCCCCGCUCCUUCGAGCCUUUCCGAGCAACGCCGCGAGAAGGAUAAGAAAGGGGGUUUAUUCAAAUGGGGCAGCAGCGACAAAAGCAGCAAGAAGGCGCACAAGGACAAAGACACCCGUGAGCGAGAAAAGGAGAAGGAGACCGGGUUCUUUGGAUCACUCUUUGGUGCCAGAAAGAAGCAGGAGGAAGCAACUCCGCCGCUGGGCGUUGGACAAUCCGGGCGCGAAACUGCAGCCGCGCUCCUAGGUGCGUCCAAGUCGUCCAAGAACUAUGUUCCGCCGGCAUCGCCACAGUUAGCGGGGAUGUAUGCGCGGUAUCCGAUCCAUGUCGAGAGGGCAAUCUAUCGUCUCAGCCACAUUAAGCUAGCCAACCCACGUCGGCCGCUGUACGAGCAAGUCUUGAUCAGUAACCUCAUGUUCUGGUACCUGGGCGUCAUUAACAAGACGCAGGCCACCAAUACUGCGCAGGCGAAUGGCAAUGUUCAAGUGGCAGCCCAGGGGCAGUCUACCCCUAAUGCCACUCCAGAUAAAGAGCAACUGGAACGGGAGCAAAGGGAAAAGGAGGAGCGCGAGCGGAUGGAGAAGGAGCGUUUGGAGCGGGAUCAGGAGCAGAAGGAGAAGCAGCGCCGUGGCAGCCUCAGUAAGCCCUCUUCGGUCGGUUCUUCUACUCCCGGAGGAAGGCGUGCUGAGGUCCCAGUGCGCGGGCCUCAGUAUGAGAUGCAGCAUCGUGCUAUGGAGCAAGAGUAUGGAUACAGUGCAUCGAGCAAUAGCACUGGCGUACCUCCGGGCCGAACGCCAACCGUCCCUACGUCGGCGAGCAAUGGGUACCAAAAUCCACCAGCGACGAGGUCCUCGUCUGCCCCUCCUGCGCCAUAUACUGUACCUGUGGCCCAGCCCCAGCCACAAGCACCAAAUGGCGGGUUGUACAGUAUGGGCAACGUCUCAAUGCAGCCUCAACAGUACGCUCCGAUGGUGGUCGGCUCACAGCUUCCUCCUGGUGCGAUGCCCCCCAUUGCUGUUGAGCAAACAUGGCUGGUCCAGUCUGGAUCUACGCCCCUUGCUAAUUCUCGUGGCCAAUCGUCACCAUCACCACCUCAUUCUCGAUCCACCUCUCCUCCCAGCUCAUCAUCUGCUGCAUCACCACAACCACGCCGAACACGCUCACCACCGCCUAAUCGCUACACGCCGGCACAGGAGAAGCAGCCGUACAGUGGGGGGCGGCUUCCGAGUCGGUCUCUGUCCGCUACGGCCGCCCCACCUGUGCAGACGAUGCAUCAUGUCAACGGCAAGCUGAAGAAGGGGACCAGCGCCCACGCGGUAGUGCAGAAUCACCGACGAUCAGAGGACGAAGACAUGCCACUCGCGAUGUGGCAGCAACAACAACGACGCAAGUAGCGGACAUUGGACUAUUUCUUAUUCCCUCUCAUUUCUCCUUAGUGUAUGCGUGUGCUUGCGUCAUUCUCACUCCAUCAUCUAGAUAUCCCUGCAAUUUAUUUUGACCUGGGCUUGUACUCUCCCUUCAUGUCUGUUGCCGCCACGUUCAUGGGUCUUGCGAAUCAUCGGACAUGGCUCCCCUCUCUUCGCACUCGGCCGCGGCGCACAGGGCUUUCGCGUUUCAUGGUCCACUCACCUACCUACCGUACCAUAUGGAUUGCAGUCGUGCGUUACUAUGCCUUCCGUUAGCAAUCCGUCCGUAUUUGCAUUACGUGGACUGUUGGGCCUACCUAAUAUGACAUUGGGAACUGUACAUCACAA
Postia placenta MAD-698-R-SB12 is the source of this 3027-nucleotide messenger RNA. RefSeq lists its product as hypothetical. Gene Ontology annotation, cellular component: cytoplasm; cell septum. Gene Ontology annotation, biological process: positive regulation of G2/M transition of mitotic cell cycle; establishment of cell polarity. NCBI's taxonomy places the organism in Eukaryota, Fungi, Basidiomycota, Agaricomycetes, Polyporales, Adustoporiaceae. The record is from RefSeq and is a predicted model, not a curated record. Bases 1 to 2667 code for a protein of 888 amino acids. The transcript is spliced from 2 exons.